CAGCGAGAAGCAGCGGGAGGCUUCUGGGCGGUGCAGCCGCCGCGGCCGAUUGGAGCAAACAAAGCGCGGAAUUCGUGAACUGCCCGCGGGCCGGAGGGCGCAGCUCCUGGACUGACCAGCGCUGUCCUGCCCCAUGGACGCCUCCUCUAGCCCGUGGAAUCCAACCCCGGCUCCCGUCAGCAGUCCCUCCCUGCUGCUCCCCAUCCCCGCCAUCGUCGUCCUCGCCGUGGGCAUCUAUUUGUUGCUGCUGGGCCUAGUGCUGCUGACUAGGCACUGCCUGCUGGCCCAGGGCUGCUCCACAGACUGCAGCUCCCCCUGCAGAAAGCAAGGCGCCUCCAGGCCCCAAGACUGUUGCUGGACCUGUGCAGAAGCCUGCGACUUCCCUCUGCCCAGCCCCGCCCACUGCCUGGAUGCCUGCUGCCCCCAGCCUGCUGAAGCUGAUUGGGCCCCUCGCUGCCCUCGCUGCUGCCCACUCUGCGACUGUGCCUGUGCGUGCCAGCUCCCUGACUGCCAGAGCCUCAACUGUCUCUGCUUUGAGAUCAAGCUCCGAUGACCGCCCAGGGUCCCUGCCCUUUGGGGAGCGGCCAGCCCCCAAGGCCCACAUGCCCUGUUCCCUGAGGGGCCUCAGGACACCUUUCUCCAGGCUAUUGGAACCACAAAUGGCCUACCCAGCUCACCGGCCUGGGAACCAGCAGUGGAGAGCCUGGCUCCCUGCAGAGCGGGACUCAGACAGCCCUCGGCCGCCUGGACGGCAGCCCCUUUGGGGGGCCAGAAGAAAGAGGGGCUGGUGCUCUGGCAGGUGCCCCUGCCCUCCCCUCCCCCUCCCCAAGUAAACCAUCCUAUCUGAAGAUCCGUGUCCAAAGAUGUAUUUCUCUUGACAACCUUUUGAGGGCCUCGGUCUGGAUUUCCAAGGAAGAAAUUUCCUUUGAAGUACCGGUGAGUGGGCAGG
This is a messenger RNA of Hippopotamus amphibius kiboko, 949 nucleotides long. RefSeq names its product keratin-associated protein 10-10. Lineage: Eukaryota; Metazoa; Chordata; Mammalia; Artiodactyla; Hippopotamidae. The transcript is spliced from 6 exons. The record is from RefSeq and is a predicted model, not a curated record. The coding region runs from base 134 to 553 and encodes 139 amino acids.